Molecule: messenger RNA, 1674 nt
Organism: Penicillium cataractarum
Lineage: Eukaryota; Fungi; Ascomycota; Eurotiomycetes; Eurotiales; Aspergillaceae
Product: Zn(II)2Cys6 transcription factor
Exons: 4
Coding region: 1-1674 (557 amino acids)
Biological process (GO): positive regulation of transcription by RNA polymerase II
Cellular component (GO): nucleus
Molecular function (GO): zinc ion binding; transcription cis-regulatory region binding; DNA-binding transcription factor activity, RNA polymerase II-specific
Source: RefSeq, a predicted model, not a curated record
AUGGCCUCCAGCACAAUCCCUACCCAGAAAAAGGGCCGGAGUCGUCGAUCAGGUACACCAUGGACUCGUGGUGGAUGUAUCACCUGUAAAUCUCGGCGUAAGGGCGGUUGUGAUAGAGCAACCCCGAGCUGUAAUAAUUGUCUGAAGCUUGGCCGAGUCUGUGAGGGAUAUGACGACCUCUGGGUGACACCAUUGGGACCCUCGGCGCCAGUCUUCAAGUCCACCAAGGGACCGAAGAGACGGCGACUUAAUUCUUCAUCGCCGUCGCAACCACUAUCGCCGUCGCCGUCGCAGUCUUCAAGCGAUCCAUGGCAGGAUUUACAGCUAUCACCCCAGCCGAUUACGCCAGGCUGGUCUGUUCCAUCGUCUCCACAAUAUCGAGUCAUAGAUCUCGAUGUGGAGGAAUCUAGCCAAGAGCAAGAUUCAGGCGAACAGGACUGUCUUUCUGUGAUCCCGAAACCACAGGGCUUCUUAAGCCACCUAUCCGGUCAUGAGGCCCAUUAUCUGCAAUACCAUGAAGCCAUGGCCUCUCAGCGUCUCGCGAACCUCGAAAGCGAGCACAAUCCACUCCGAUCAUUCCUCAUUCCCCGGGCCAUGUCUUCUCCUCUAUUGAUGAAGGCUGUGUGUGCAAUAUCGGCAAUGCAUCUAUCAAAUCGGACAGAUAGUCUCGAUGCGAAAACUGCGGCGAUCGACUUUUAUGGACGAACGCUGAGAGGCCUGCGCUCAGUUAUGGCACAGUCUGUAACGGAUGGCGUGCCAGAUGAUGCUAUGCUAGCUGUGGGCAUGAUGUGUAAAUAUGAAGUUGUUCGCGGCAGUGUGAAGCAGUGGGUUGUCCAUCUUACCGCGCUGCAUCGGCUCAUCGCAUCUCGUGGUGGGCUAGGUUCGAUGGAUCCAGAGGCAGCACACUUUCUACGUGGAUUAUAUGUAUAUGCCUAUAGUAUGGGACAGAUCAGCAACCGAAAAAAGGUCCUCGGAAAUCUCAUCCUCGCUGAUACCGACAUGGAGACUCCCCGGCUUAGUAUAUACCUUGGAUUCACUGAAAAUAUCCUCAAAAUAUGUGCCUGUGUCGCAGAGCUACCAUCACUUCAAGGUGACGAAAUUUCACUGCGCCUAGCAAUUGCAUCUAUAAAUGAUUCCCUCCUCACUUGGACACCCUCAUCAACCCGCCUAAAUAUCCCGCAAGACCUAACACAAUCCACUCUCGUCCGCCUCAAGCUCGUCGCUGAGUGUUUCCGCGAUGCCGGCUUCAUCUACCUACACUCUAUCCUCGAACACAUGUACAGGGAUACAUCUCCUACUUCCCACGCCUCCCCCCAAACGCCAAAUUCCGUCGUCGAUUGGCUAUCUCUAAUCUCCACACCCAAACAAAUCGCCAUUGACCGUCUCCUCGCUCGCAUCCAAUCUUUCCCGUUAGACGAUAACUGCGAGUAUUCGGCACUCACCUUCCCUUUGUUCAUUUCUGGCGCCGAAAGUGAGAUUUUCGAGCAUAGGGACCUUGUGCUCGAGUCUCUCGGCAAAUUACAAGAAAACUUUGGCAUUGGGAAUACCUUGCGUGCUAAGGAUGUCCUUCGUAUCCUAUGGGCGAGACGAGAUGCUACUUCUCAGGAUCCGUCUUUGAAACCCCAUUGGAUGGACGUUCUUGAGGAGCUUAAAUGGGAGUUGACUCUUGCAUAG